Molecule: messenger RNA, 2290 nt
Organism: Camarhynchus parvulus
Lineage: Eukaryota; Metazoa; Chordata; Aves; Passeriformes; Thraupidae
Gene: PUF60
Product: poly(U) binding splicing factor 60
Exons: 11
Coding region: 59-1657 (532 amino acids)
Biological process (GO): alternative mRNA splicing, via spliceosome; mRNA splice site recognition; regulation of alternative mRNA splicing, via spliceosome
Cellular component (GO): precatalytic spliceosome; catalytic step 2 spliceosome
Molecular function (GO): RNA binding
Source: RefSeq, a predicted model, not a curated record
GCGCGCCUGCCCCUCGGAGCUCUCGCGAGAGCCGCGUGCUGCAGACGGGACGGACAAGAUGGCGGCGACCCCGACGAUGGCGCUGGGCACGGAGUCCAUUAAGAUGGAGAACGGGCAAAGCACGGCAGCCAAGCUGGGGCUGCCCCCUCUCACCCCAGAGCAGCAGGAAGCUCUCCAGAAAGCCAAGAAGUACGCGAUGGAGCAGAGCAUCAAGAGCGUGCUGGUGAAACAAACCAUCGCCCACCAGCAGCAGCAGCUCACCAACCUCCAGAUGGCAGCAGUGACAAUGGGCUUUGGAGAUCCUCUCUCACCUUUACAAUCGAUGGCGGCCCAGAGGCAGCGCGCGCUCGCCAUCAUGUGCCGGGUCUACGUGGGCUCCAUCUACUACGAGCUGGGGGAGGACACCAUCCGCCAGGCCUUCGCCCCCUUCGGGCCCAUCAAGAGCAUCGACAUGUCCUGGGACUCUGUCACCAUGAAGCACAAGGGCUUUGCCUUUGUGGAAUACGAGGUUCCCGAGGCCGCCCAGCUGGCCCUGGAGCAGAUGAACUCUGUCAUGCUGGGGGGAAGGAACAUCAAGGUGGGGAGGCCCAGCAACAUCGGGCAGGCUCAGCCCAUCAUUGACCAGCUGGCAGAGGAGGCCCGAGCCUUCAACCGCAUCUACGUGGCCUCAGUGCACCAGGACCUGUCCGACGACGACAUCAAGAGCGUGUUCGAGGCCUUUGGCAAGAUCAAAUCCUGCACCUUGGCCAGGGACCCCACCACAGGGAAGCACAAAGGCUACGGCUUCAUUGAGUACGAGAAGGCCCAGUCCUCCCAGGAUGCCGUGUCCUCCAUGAACCUCUUUGACCUGGGGGGUCAGUACCUGCGCGUGGGCAAGGCCGUGACACCCCCAAUGCCGCUCCUGACACCUGCCACACCUGGAGGGCUCCCCCCUGCAGCUGCUGUCGCUGCUGCUGCUGCCACCGCCAAGAUCACAGCACAGGAAGCCGUGGCAGGAGCUGCAGUGCUGGGCACGCUGGCCACCCCGGGGCUCGUGUCCCCUGCCCUGACGCUGGCCCAGCCCCUGGGGGCCCUGCCCCAGGCUGUGAUGGCUGCACAGGCCCCUGGUGUCAUCACAGGUGUGACCCCUGCCCGGCCGCCCAUCCCGGUGACCAUCCCGCAGGUGGGCGUUGUGAACCCCAUCCUGGCCAGCCCCCCAGCGCUGGGGCUGGUGGAGGUGAAGAAGGAGAAUAAGGAGGAGGAGGAGGUGUUCCAGGAGUCGGAGCGGCCGGAGAUGCUGAGCGAGCAGGAGCACAUGAGCAUCUCGGGCAGCAGCGCCCGCCACAUGGUCAUGCAGAAGCUGCUGCGCAAGCAGGAGUCCACGGUGAUGGUGCUGCGGAACAUGGUGGAUCCCAAGGACAUCGACGACGACCUGGAGGGAGAGGUGACGGAGGAGUGCGGCAAGUUCGGGGCUGUGAACAGGGUCAUCAUCUACCAGGAGAAGCAGGGCGAGGAGGAGGACGCCGAGAUCAUCGUCAAGAUCUUCGUGGAGUUCUCCAUGGCCUCAGAGACUCACAAGGCCAUCCAGGCGCUCAACGGGCGCUGGUUCGCGGGCAGGAAGGUGGUGGCCGAGGUCUACGACCAGGAGAGGUUCGACAACAGCGACCUCUCGGCAUGAACUGCACCCCGGGGCUGUGGCUGGGCCUGGGGAUGGGCCUCGGCCUGGAUCUGCUCCUGGGGCUGGGACUGGGCCUGGAUCUGAUCCUGGGGAUGGGGAUGAGCCCAGCUCUGAUCCUGGGCCUGGGUUGGGCUUGGAUCUGGGCCUGGGCCUGACUCUGAUCCUGGGUCUGGGGAUGGGCCCGGCUCUGAUCCCAGAGCCUUGAUCCAGGGAAUGGGCCCAGCUCUGUUCCCAGGGCUUGGCUGAGCUUGGCUACUGGGAUCUUGUGAUCCCAGAGAGCUCUGGGAUCAUAGAUAAACCAGUUUCCCUGGAUUUCCCUGGAUCUGGUUGAACUCAGGUCCAGGGAAAUCAUCCAGCUCUGUUCCCAGGGCUUGGCCAAGCUUGGAUCCAAGGAAUCAGCCCAGCUCUGAUCCCAGGAAUUGGCCAAGCUCGGAUCCAGGGGCUCAGCCCAGCUCUGAUCCCAGGAAUUGGCCAAGCUCAGAUCCCAGGAAUUGGCCAAGCUCUGCUCUGGGCCCGGCCCUGUCCCCUCUGCCUCCCGGGGUUUUUGUAGCCGUGUGUAAAGGACAUUCCAGGACAUUCCAGGGCGGGCAAGGGGAUCUGGUGUCUGGGGAGUUGAGAUAAAAACGCAGAGAA